AAGUACUUCAUCCUGGUGCCACGUCAGAGCUGAGAAGCUCCUCUUCAGUGCUGCUCCUGUCUGUGCUGCUUCUGGUUGCUCUCAUCAUGGUUUACCUGGGACUCAGCUGUUUUCUGCUGCAUGUGUUCGUGGUGUUUGGGACGGAGAUCACGUUCGAGCUCCCUGACAACGAUAAGCAAUGUUUCUACGAGGAACUAGAGAAAGACGUGAAGUUUGAUAUAGACUUCCAAGUCAUUGCAGGAGGCAACUAUGAUGUGGACAGCUUUGUCACGGAUCCUCAGAACAAUGUCCUGUACAAUGAGCAGAAGAAGCAGUAUGACAGCUUCUCUCACACCACUGCUAUGAAGGGAGUCUACAAGGUCUGCUUCAGCAAUGAGUUCUCCACCUUUACGGAUAAAACCGUGUACCUGGACUUCCGCCAUGGAGACGAGGAGCCUAUCAUUCAGACCAUGACUGGACCUGUAGCACUGACUCAGAUGGAGUCGUCCUGCGUGUCUAUUCAUGAGAUCCUGAAGGUGGUGGCUGACUCGCAGACGUGGUACAGACUAAGAGAAGCACACGACCGCACGAAAGCUGAGCACCUCCUGGAGCGGGUCACCUACUGGUCCAUCGGAGAAACCGUCCUGCUGUUCGUUAUCGGCAUCGGUCAAGUCAUGAUGCUUAGGAGCUUCUUCAGCGAGAAGAAAGGCUCAGUGGCGGCCACAACUUAAAACUCUUUUCUCCUGAUGUGCCCUGAGAAACACGGGUGGAACCUCAUCGAUGUGAACCUGAAUGCUUCAUGAGAUUAGCACACAUCUUGUGGUAUUUCCAGCAAACCUUUUUGUUAAAUAGAUAGUUUGGGAAGUCUUUAUUUGUUGAAGAAACAGCACUCUCACUUGAAGCAGAUUACCUCCUCCUCCAAGAAGUUGAUGUUUACAGUUUAUAACUUUGUCAGCAGGUUUAUAGGAGUACUUGCUCCAUUUUACCUUACAUUUGGUGAGAAGUUGUGCCAAGGAAAAACACAUUUAAUUUUCCAGCUGAUCUGAUGUACACAUUAUUUUACACUCACGUAAACAGCCUUGGUGGAGGUCGGCUCUCUCUGAGUGCCCUUCUAGUUUAUUAUAUUUGCAUGGUGCAAAAUAAAGCAAAUAAGUUUGAUUCAUCUGUCAAUGAACCGGAUUGCUUUUACAGUAUAGGACCCUCAUGGGGGGCAUCAUCAGAAUAUCUAGUACGUUGUGGCACAUUGGUUAUUUCUGAAUGUUAGUUGUUCUUGUUUUCUAAUGUUGAUUUAUGUUUGUUGUUAACUUAAUUUAUGUGCGAAAAGGAUUGUUUUAAUGAGGUGUAAGAGCUCUUUUCUCCCUCAUGUCCUUCUGUGUCUCAUACAAAAGUGCCUUUUAAAAAAAAUCUUUCUUUUCUCAUUUCCUACCAAAUUUAAAGUUUUCUGUUUUAAAUGUGUCGAUGUAUGGUUGCGUCUUCUUGUUACUGAUUGAUUGGAUUUUCAGUUACUUAUUUUAUUACAUGUGGGUGUGAUUAUAAGUCCAUCUUUUUUCUUAAAGAUACAUGUUGGACAUUGCGAAGUGACCAAUCAGUAAGGCUUUCACUGCAGUUCUGUGUUUAUCUCUUAUUGUCCAAACAACCUGUCAACAGAUUUGAAUAAAACCUGGUGGAAAGUA
Gymnodraco acuticeps is the source of this 1652-nucleotide messenger RNA. It is a transcript of the gene tmed3, whose product is annotated as transmembrane p24 trafficking protein 3. NCBI's taxonomy places the organism in Eukaryota, Metazoa, Chordata, Actinopteri, Perciformes, Bathydraconidae. Gene Ontology annotation, biological process: endoplasmic reticulum to Golgi vesicle-mediated transport; Golgi organization; intracellular protein transport. Gene Ontology annotation, cellular component: endoplasmic reticulum-Golgi intermediate compartment; COPI vesicle coat; Golgi apparatus. Bases 87 to 710 code for a protein of 207 amino acids. The transcript is spliced from 3 exons. The record is from RefSeq and is a predicted model, not a curated record.